Messenger RNA from Crotalus tigris (Tiger rattlesnake), 5536 nucleotides. RefSeq names its product polypyrimidine tract binding protein 3 (gene PTBP3). The record is from RefSeq and is a predicted model, not a curated record. The transcript is spliced from 15 exons. Bases 114 to 1763 code for a protein of 549 amino acids. Gene Ontology annotation, molecular function: mRNA binding. Gene Ontology annotation, cellular component: nucleus. Gene Ontology annotation, biological process: regulation of RNA splicing; mRNA processing. Lineage: Eukaryota; Metazoa; Chordata; Lepidosauria; Squamata; Viperidae.
UCCGCCCCUCCUUUUUCUCGUUUUCUUCCUGAGAGCGGCUGUUCGGCUCCCUUUCCCUUCCCUUCCCCCUCACCCUGUCCCGUCCCUCGCCGCUUCCUUCCUCCUGUCUUGCCAUGGAUGGUGUUGUUACAGAUCUUAUAGCAGUCGGUUUAAAGCGUGGAUCUGAUGAGCUUCUUCCUUCUGGUAUCACAUACGGGACUCUUACGAUGAGCAAUCCUACUCCUACUACUGCUAAUGGGAAUGACAACAAGAAAUUUAAAGGAGACAGAUCUCCCUGCUCACCUUCUCGAGUUCUUCAUCUGCGUAAAAUUCCAAAUGAUGUCACUGAAGCAGAAGUAAUUUCUCUAGGUGUACCUUUUGGCAAAGUUACUAAUCUCUUGAUGUUGAAAGGAAAAAGCCAGGCUUUUCUAGAAAUGGCUUCAGAAGAAGCUGCUGUUACUAUGGUGAACUACUACACUCCUGUUACACCUCACCUUCGCAGUCAGCCUGUUUAUAUUCAGUAUUCCAAUCAUAGAGAACUUAAGACUGACAAUCUACCCAACCAUGCUAGAACUCAAGCUGCAUUGCAAGCAGUGAACGCUGUGCAGUCUGGAGGCAUGGCCCUCACAGGUGCUCCAAUGACUGAAAGUGGUCUGCCUCCUGGUCAGAGUUCAGUUCUUCGAAUUAUUGUGGAAAAUCUCUUCUAUCCUGUUACUCUAGAAGUGCUAUAUCAGAUCUUCUCCAAGUUUGGAACAGUUUUGAAGAUCAUAACCUUUACAAAGAAUAAUCAGUUCCAGGCCUUGCUUCAAUAUGCUGAUCCUUUGAAUGCACAGUAUGCCAAAAUGGCUCUGGAUGGUCAGAAUAUCUAUAAUGCCUGCUGCACUCUUCGCAUUGAUUUCUCCAAGCUAACAAGCCUUAAUGUAAAAUAUAACAAUGAUAAGAGCAGAGACUUCACACGUCUGGACCUUCCUUCAGGGGAUGGGCAGCCUUCACUUGACCCUAAUAUGGCUGCUGCUUUUGGCACUCCAAGUAUCAUCUCCUCACCAUAUGCAGGGGCAGCUGGCUUUGCUCCUGCCAUUGGCUUCUCCCAAGCAGGUUUAUCGGUCCCGGCUGGCGCACUUGGUCCUCUUGCAAUUUCCACCUCUGCAAUGACUGGGCGGAUGGCUCUCCCAGGAGUUACAGGAUUACCUGGAAAUUCUGUGUUACUUGUUAGCAAUCUUAAUCCUGAUGCAAUCACACCAGAUGGGCUUUUUAUCUUGUUUGGUGUUUAUGGUGAUGUCCACCGUGUAAAAAUCAUGUUUAAUAAGAAGGAAAAUGCCUUAGUUCAGAUGGCAGAUGCAACUCAAGCCCAACUAGCCAUGAAUCAUUUAAAUGGACAAAGACUAUAUGGGAAAACACUCCGUAUUACACUCUCAAAGCAUCAAACAGUACAGCUCCCUCGUGAGGGUCAAGAGGACCAGGGUCUAACUAAGGACUAUGGCAAUAGCCCUCUGCAUCGCUUUAAGAAGCCCGGCUCCAAAAACUUCCAAAAUAUCUUCCCUCCAUCGGCCACUCUUCACCUCUCCAACAUUCCGCCUUCUGUCACAGUGGAUGACCUGAAGGAUCUUUUUGCUGGUACUGGGUGUACUGUGAAAGCCUUCAAAUUCUUUCCAAAAGACCGCAAAAUGGCUCUUAUCCAAUUGGGCACUGUGGAAGAAGCAAUCCAAGCCCUCACUGAGCUUCAUAAUCAUGAUCUUGGAGAAAAUCAUCACCUCAGAGUUUCCUUUUCUAAAUCUACAAUCUGAAUCUUAUGCAUUGAGGAGUUCAACGCGUUGCCGUUAGUUCCAGUAAAAACUUUCAGGCAGAGACCAUAAUAGGCCAAACCAAGGCGGCAUCCUUGAACAAUGAAACUUGUGUGCGUCAUGUGUAAUUCUGUACAUUGUAACAAAUCGUAGGUUUAUCUUUUGCUAUAAUGGCAAAUGGUCCUACACAAAGUUUUCUGUUAAUAAUCUUACCUUCUUUAGCAGAACCCUUUUUUGGGGUGGGGGGUGAUUUCAGGAACAUGGUCUAAGCUUUUAUUCCCAGACAAUAUUUGUGUUCCAUGUCAAACAAUGUGCUUGAUCGAAUGUUUUAAAAAUAUUUUUGGCAAAUUACUUUAUUCAUCAGUUACAUCCAAAAUAUUUUGGUGGGAAUAGUUUUUUUUUACCAAUUAAUGUUUUAAUCAUUCUCUAUUGAAAAUAUUGGAGGAAAGGCAGUGCCUUAUUUCUCCUUGGAGUAAUGUAAUGAUAUCCAAUAAAUUCUGUAACUUACACAGAUAAAUUGUCCUAAGGUGACCCCGUUGACAGUUCUAACUAGGCAUUAAAUCACGUUUGAGAGAUAACUGUUGUUACUAUGAGAUGAAGUGUAAUGAGAUAUUGGAGAAAAUGAAAGAAGAAAUAUGUCCUGAUUUCAAGUUUUGUACAUUUUUUUCAGAAAAAUAAUUGUUUACACUCCUAAAAAAAAAUCAGGUCUGUCAUAUGGUUUGACAAAUUUUUAGAAAGGUUAUUUUUUUGGUAAGGUCUUGUUUAAACUUAUAAAACUAAACCUCAAGGGUUUUUUGUACCACUAUAAUCUCUAAUACUUAAAUCAGAAUUACUAUGUAUUUACUUAAUUUCUUAUGUGCCUUAUUAUGUGCUUAUAAAUGAUAUAAUAGUUUAGAGUUUUAUCUGAAGUAUCUUUAACUAUAUUGUGGCUUUGUGAAAUUUUUUCCCUUUGUCUUAGUUUUUAAACAUUUGGUGAUUUUAAAGAUGUUUUUAAUAAGUAAUAGUCAAACCAGAUUUUGGUGCUUUGGUAUAGGGAUGGGUAGGUUGGGAAUGAAGAUAACUCAGUGCACCUGCUUCUAGGCCUCUUCACAACAUUUUAGGGGUUGCAGUUGAGAGAUGUCCUUGUUGGGCUUUAGAGAAUGUUCUCAGUUUCUGGUUGAUAUCUAACAGUUGAUUUAUUGACUCUGAGAAUAUUUUGUCUCAGGAUUCUUUUCACCCAACAGUAAUGGGCUUGUUGUGCUCAGUGCAGAUGGGCUUACAUUCAUAAAUGUCAAAACUUCAGGACUGAACGUUCACUCCUUUUUGGAGAGAAAGAUGCAAUCUUAACUAUUUUUUGUGAAAUAUAGGUAUACUCAAGUUAUUUCUAUGAUUGUAAUACAAUGUUUUUAGAGGGGGUCUCAAGAUGUUACGUCUACUGAAAAAAAAUGCAUUGUUUUAUAAAAUAUUCCUCUCGUCAAUAAGGAUGGUUAAUCCUUUCCAUGGAUUUGAAAAUGGAGACAAAGAUUUAAAAAAAAGAAAUGGCAUGUGACAAUAUGAAGCGUGCUCAUUGUCUUUGGAAUGUUUAGUAGGUCAGAUCGUUCUGUGAAUACCAGCUUUUGCUUGGCAAAAAGAAUUUCACAGCUUUAGAUCAAUCUCUAAACUCCUUUAAACUGAUAAAAUUAUAAGUUACUUUUGAAAUGCGAGUUCCUUACUAACAUUGCUGUAGCAUGAAAGGAUACGCAGUGAGACACUGGCUGCCUUAAAUUUAUAUAGUUGUGCGUGGAAGAUAGUUUGUUGAUAAUCACAGUUUGGACACUUGAUUAGCAUGUGUAUGUUUUGUUUUGUCAACAUGUAUGUUUCUUCAUGUAAAGCUACAUUAGUGUCCAGUAAGAUCUGAACCCAUUUUAGCUAUGACUUGCAGCUGUUUGAAAAUAAUAAGUCUAUUAAAACAAGCCAACUCUACAGUAGCAACACAUUUUCUUAGUUUAGCAAAGUGAUUGAAAGGAGUGUCUGAUUCGGGUAUGGCACAUGAGCCUUAGUAUUUCCCUUCCAUGCUAUCAAUUUUAACGAACCAUGGCUCAAAAUAAGUAUGUUCAGGAUGACAGCCCCUUAAGCCAUUAAAUAGCUUCUUGGAUUAGAGAAACAGUAAAUUUGCCUUGUAUUGUAACUUGCUAAAUUAUUUUUAGGCUUGGUCACCAUGUGUUUAAUGCUGCUACAGAGAGGGGUGUAGUUGGACUUAAUGAAUGUAACUGAAGCAGGAAAAAAUGAGAGUGAGCAUUAACAUGUAUAAUAUCAAGAGUGUUUUGUGUGUGUGCGCGUGCGCGCAUGUUGUAUGUGAAAUACCUUAUUUUUUAUGCUGAUAAACAUUGCAAGCAUUUAAUUUAUUGAUUUUACUAAUCUUAAAAACAAUUUUGUAGUGUUAAGGGAAAUAAAUGGUCAAUUUAAGAUUUAAAAAAAUACCAUAGUUCCUAUAAAACUUCCUACUUUCAGUCUUGAGUUUUAGACCUACAAUUAUAGUUACAUGCUGGCAAAUGUUUUGGAUUUUAUUUUGGAUAUAUUCUUUUAGUGAGGUCUCUUCAUAAUUCCAUUAUAUUCUGUAUAAAUCGUGGUUGUAGUGUAUGUGUGUUUAACAUUUUGAGUUUGAUUUUAUUUGUUUUUUUCCAUCAGUUGCAAAUAUAAGAAAAGGCAGUACAAACUUUGCGUUUAAAACAGGAAUUCCAUUUAUAGCAAUAGUUAGCUUAAUUUUCUCCUUCUGUGGAAUGUUUUAGAAGGCAACCUCUUGAAUUUGGAUUAAGAUAAAAACAGAUACUACUAUUUUCUUGUCAUUUUAUUCGUUUGCUGCAGAACAUUAGCAACAAAUGUUAUCAUAGAAUAGCAAGUGACUUAAUUAAGGAUGUGGUUAUUGGGUAACAUAUUUUUUGCAGAUAUUGCCUUAUCAAGCACCUGAGUAUAGGAAAUUAAUUUUCCAAAUUAUUUGAUCAUUCUCAUCACUUUUUGUUGUCAGGCAUUUUUUUUGACCUCUAGAAUUUGGGUUGAAGAAUUGAAGGUAAUUGUUUUUUAUCAAUGUAUAGAACAUAUUUAUACAUAACAGCAGUAGCAAAGGUGCCCUUUUAGUAAACUGAUUAGUGCCUUUUAUGAAGGGGGAUUUGCAGUUCCAUAAAUCAACAUUUGUGAUGGAAAUGCUUUCUAAAUAGGGAAUUGUGGCACGUUCUUCAUCUGAUAGCAAUGCAUCAAAGCUAAAAUGCCUUCAGAAACAACCAAGUUCAAACCUCAGGACCAUAGAGGGACUAAUUUGAAACAGUAUUGGCUCAGGUUUUCAAUCAAAUAAUUACCCACAGUCCUUAGGAUUCUUAUUCCCAGAGGUAAAGCCAUAAUAGUUUAACAAUGAAAUGCAAACUGGAUAUCUUAGACCAGAGGUCCCCAACCUUUUGAGCACCAGGGACCGGUUCUGUGGAGAUAGGUUUUUCCGCGGACCAGAGGGUGCAUGGUUUUGUGUGCUGCCUGCAUUCUGCGGAUAGGGCUUUGUGCGGACUGGAUGCUGGCAUGCCGCAACCCAGUACUGGUCCAUGGAUCAGGGGUUGGGGACCCUUGUCUUAAACUAUGAACUAGGGGAAAAAAUAGACUAUUUGUUUCUUUCAAAACUGUCUCGAGAAUGAUAACUGCAGUAUGUCAGCAGAGCUGCAAUCUCUUACAGUGUCUUCAUACCAUGCAUUCUGCCUUUAGUAAUAAUUGGUAUAUAGGUGCCCAAGUUUUAAUAUGGUUUAAUUUCAGUAUUGCCCUACAAUUUUCUAUCCAAC